AUGGUGGUGGCAGGCGGGUACCUGGGGCCCUACAGCGACCAGGGCAAGCCCGACCUCCGGAACAAGAACUACUGCGUGGUGCCGUGCGAGGAGGGGGACUUUGUGUUCCUGCUGUCCAACGGGGCGUGGCGCAACCUGCAGCCGUUCUACCUGCGCCACGACAUCACCGCGGCGGACCGGGAGGCCGACUACCCGUUCCUCGCCCAUUGCCCGCAUCACCGCACGUGGGCCGAGGUGCAGGGCGACCGCCUGCUCCACCCGUGGGACACCGCCGUCACCCUGCCGCUCCUCGCCCGCUGCCUCGCCCGCGCGGCCGCCGACGCGCAGGGCGGACUGUCGGCCGAGGCCAUCGUGCGCGCUUUCAUCGACCACGCCCAGCAGGCCACGCAACCCGUGCGGCAGUGGAUAAUGGACAACCCGGGGCGCCGACUUGUGGGCUACGACCUGUGCGCCGGGUGGAUGGGGGAGGCCUCUUGUGUGUGCCUGGCCGUCGGCCGCCGCACCAGCGAUCCCUGA
Messenger RNA from Acanthamoeba castellanii str. Neff, 516 nucleotides. RefSeq lists its product as uncharacterized. The record is from RefSeq and is a predicted model, not a curated record. The transcript has 3 exons. Lineage: Eukaryota; Discosea; Longamoebia; Acanthamoebidae. The coding region runs from base 1 to 516 and encodes 171 amino acids.